AUUGGCCCAGUGCAAUGGACCAGCAGCUCUUUAUGAUGUAUAAUGUUAUGCCUGUGAGAGACUGAGGUUCAGAACUCACAUUCGUGCAGCGGAGAUGCAAAGAGAUUGGACACACUGUUUUAAGCAGGACGAAUCAGCAGCAGACGGAAGAGCUGACUAGCUAAUACCUCAUUUGCUUAUGCUGAUGUACGAGUGUGAAACAAGAGAAAAGAGGAGCGGCAUUCAUUGAGUACUGUGUGUUCUCAGCUCAGAUCAUCAGGAGGCUUCUCGUUUGCAGUCCACUUGAACUGUAUGCACUGUGUGCAUGGGAGCUACAGCAUCAUAUGGCGUGUUACUAUAUUGUCAUCAGCUCCACACACCUUAGCAAUGGCCAUUUCAGAAAUAUCAAGGGAGUUUUUCGGGGACCUCUCUGCAAGAAUGGAAACAAGACACUGGACUACGCUGAAAAAGAAAAAGCAAUAACAAAGGCCUUGGAGGAUCUGAAGGCCAACUUCUACUGUGAAUUGUGUGACAAACAAUAUUACAAACAUCAAGAGUUUGAUAACCAUAUAAAUUCCUAUGAUCAUGCUCACAAGCAGAGACUUAAAGAACUGAAGCAGAGGGAGUUUGCCCGGAAUGUGGCUUCCAAGUCAAGAAAAGAUGAAAAGAAACAGGAGAAGGCUCUCAAACGUUUACAUGAGCUAGCUGAACUCAGAAAGCAAGUUGUGUGUGCCCCAGGGAGUGGUCCAAUGUUCAAGUCCACAACUGUUGCUGUUAAAAAUGCUUCAGGGACAAAUCAGCAGCUUGGCAGCCUGAAUGGUGGAAGAGCAGACAGUAAAUCAGCAGAUCCAGAAACUGGCAUGGCAAACAGCACAGAAGAUAUUAAUAGAGAAGAGAAUAAACUUUCUGUAAGCAAUACAUCUGACAUGUGUAAGGCUGAACAUUGUUUACUGGGAAAACAAACCUGUGGACAAAAAAUAGGAUUCUCCUUUUCCUUUCCCAAGAAAACUCCUGUCAAAUUGGAAUCAUCGGCAGCAGUUUUCUGUGAUAGCACUGAAGAAGGAUCAAACAAAAUGAAUACAAGCCUCAAACGUAAAAUCAACUGGAAUACCUACAGUACGCAAACAAAUUCCAGCAUAGAAACAUUUGCAGAUUUUGAAGUAAAGCCAGAAAGCAGGAAGCACCAACUGGGAAGCAAUUUCUGCACCAAUGCAACGUCCUUGAUUAAAGAAGGGGUGCAGGAUUUGAUAACAAAGGAACACAACAGUACAGCAGAAAGCUGUUUAACUUCCUGCGUGUCUCACGUUCAAUGUAAGAAUAAGCCAAAGUUUCCCUUCUGCGCUUCUGUGUCAGUAGAUAAACAAGAUACACUCUACAAGGUUGUAACUAAGGACGAAAAAACUUCAGAAAAUGACACUUCAGUGUGUUUUGAUCCUAAUGAGAACAGACAUGGAGUUGAUACGUUAUGUAAUGAAGUAUUAAGUUCACCAGUGGAAGAUGAAACAUCUAAAACAGUUAAAGAGUUAACACAAAAUGGUGAUGUCACUGAAGAAUUCCUUCAUGGUUUGACUGAGAAUUGUUGCUCUCUACAUUUAGAGACAGAAAGUGCCGACACACAAAACAAUCAUCUGGUAUGUAGAAGACCAGAUGAACCUUUCUUUCCUGUUGUCAGCAAGGAUGAGUCAACUGUCCUUCAGUGGCCUUCCGAGAUGUUGAAUUUUACUAACACUGAGCCUUCCAUAUCUUUUUGCUGCAACCCUCUAUAUUUUGACUUUAAGUCAUCCCGAACUAAAAGCUAUCUGGAGGAGAGUAAAUCCAAAGCAAAUUAUUUAAAGACAUCCCAAACCUCAUCAAAAGAAUUAUGCAGACCUGCCAAAAGGAAUUUUUUAAGUGGAUUUUCUGAAAUGAAACCAGUUGGCUCUAGCCUCAAUGUACAAGGUGCUGUCAAUGAUUUUGAAAAGACACUGAACAUUUGUGACAAACAAGUGGUUGGAUUAAACAUCUACUAUGAUGGAACUGACCAGGAGGAACCAGUUAAAGAAAUUACACCCUAUUGCAAACGUAAAAGAUGGAAAAAGCACAAGAAGUAUUACAGGCGUUUAAAGCGGAAGCAACGGGAAAAAGAGACUGAAAAAGAAAGUUAUAACAACAGAAAAGAGAGAGAGCAUAACUGCAUCACUAAAAAAGUGAAAAGGAGAAAACUGUCAGUGGAGUCAAAACAGGAGGCAAGUGAGAGGGCUGAUGAGCUGUUUAAACAGGAGAAUACUACAGACAUGGUGGAAUGCAAACACAGACAAGAACAACAACAAAAAGAAUAUUCAGAAGUACACCUGGAACAACUUGAAAUAAAAUGUGAUCAAAAUAAUGCAGUCUCAGAAAAACUGAGUAAAACUCAGAAAAUAAUUGAUUACAAUAAUGUAAAAAGAGACACUUGGCAAAGUAAAUGUAAUAACAGAAUAUGCAAUACGAAUAAAGAAUUGAGAGAGAAAAGAGAGGGUAGUGAGGGAUAUGGAGAAGAUGGUGAUUUUCUUACAGGCAGUGAAAGAAUUGGUUGCAAACAACACAAGCUGUGUUUGUUGUCUGGGGAUUCUUUAAGAGACUGCCAUUCAUCAUGUACCACGUGGUCUUGUACAAGCAAGCAAAGAAUAAGAAGCAAUGGCUACAAUUCUUUUUCAGACAAUGAGUAUUCAGAUCAACAAAGUGAAGAAAGACAUUCUUGCCAGAACCUUUCAGUGAAGAGAAGGUAUGACUCUCUGAAUGGCAAGCCUGUCAUUGUCGAUCACAAACACAGCAGAAAUAGGCUUCCUUCAUCUUCAGAUGGAGAUCACAAACAAAUCCCAAAUUCAUCAGGCAACCACUUGAGCCAAGUGGGUAGUUCUAACUCAGAUUGUAGAUAUAGUCAGAGAGAGCAAUCUCACCGACAAAAGAAGCAACGUAAAGCCAGGCAUAACGUAAAGAGCAAAAUAUCAGUAAGAGAAAAGAGUAAAUGUUUGUCAGCUGAUGAGUUGCAGCCUUGCGAUUCAUCAUAUCAAGAAAAUCUCUGUGAAAAUUCUGCACCAAAUACACCAAGGCAAGAUACAAAUAUGAUAAAUAUCUCUCACCCUGCUGUACAGAAGGCAGAGGAAAGCUGCAGUUCAGUAUUCAAGCUGUCAACAGGAACACUUGCUGAAGAUUACCAUUCAAAGAUAAACAACCAUUUUACAGAUGCAGAAGCAUCUAAAAUGACACAUGACAGACAUGAAUUUGAUGAGCACACAAAAAACAGUUUUUCAGAAAUGUGGAUUAAUCACAAAGAUCCUUCAGAGAAUAUUUUGCUUCCCAGGCUUUCAUUUGUCCUAAAUGAUGGCACUAUGUUGGCACAGAGUGAAAAGGUACCAACUAUGAAGACUCUAUCACAGAGAGAUGUAAUUCAUCAGAAACAGACAGAUUUGUAUGGCGAUAACAAAGACAUCAAGCCAUCUCUAAAUGAGGUAUUUCUCUAUCAUUAUGAAACUGCACCUGAGACACAUGCAAAAGGAGCAUCAUGGCUUCAAGAUAAUUCAAAUAUUCCACCUUGCAACACCCAGCAAGCUCUGCAGAAUGGAGCAGCAGGGACAAUUGACAAUCAAAAUGAAAGUAAUGAACAAACGCACAAAACUUUCUCUCCACUCUCUCAAACAAUAUCAUUCACACCAGAGGAAAUUGAGAAAUACAAGCAACUGCAGAUUCAAGCUCAACAGCACAUAGAACAGCAGAAGCUAGUCAGCAAAGUGAAGACAUCUUCACCCAUUGCAGCAAUUCCCAUGCAACAACCAGUCCCUCGUCAACAAUCGGUGACGACUGCAUCAAUUACAACAAUUCAUCACACUGUGCUCCAACAUCACGCUGCCAAUGCAGCUGCAGUGUCUGCAGGAGUAUUCAUGCAACCACAAUCACAGUCUGUUCCACAUGCCCAUCCUCUCCCUCCACACUUAGCACAUAUUUCAUUAACCCCUGGCCUUUAUCAAGGAGGUCACCCAACUUUUCUAGCAGCUCCACAACUACAUAUUAUUCCUGCUUGUGCUCUUCUCCCAGGUCAUUUUGCCCUCCAUCCCUUGCCAGCUACUACAUUGUUCCCCCCGUUACUAACGCUACACACACCGACUAUUCCACUCCACCAUUUACUUCAUUCCAAUUUUACCACCUAAACUUUCCUGCAUCUGACAGGUCGCAACACGUAAAAUAUGAAAUGAACAAUAUGUUUACCUAAAUAGCCUGGAAUCCAGGCCUGGAUUUUCAAUAAGUCUGUAAAAUAUUAUUGGCAUUACCUAUUUUGGGUGUGUUUACAAUCUUUUUACAAAGUGGUGGAGAGAAUAAUAAGGAUGCCCUUUGUAAUGUGUCACACAAAUCCUUUUUUUUGCAUCUUAUAUUGGAAUGUUCCCUUCUUGCUGCAGAACCUGCGACUAUACUUGAAGUUGACAGAACAUUAAUAUCGAUGUACUGCUGAUAGUGUUUACAGCAAUGUAAAUAAAUAUCCAUAAAUUUGGUCCAAAAUACACACAAAACUUUUAAAAUAUAUUAGGUAUGGAAUUUCUUUAUACUUUGUUGUAAUUAUUUGUUGUAUGCUAUGUUUUUUUAUGAAGUGAAUGUUGUGUGUAUACCUGAUGCACCUUGUCACUGAAUUUUGUACUGAUAUAUGUUACUGCUAGAUCAAAAUAGCUGUUUAAAAUUGGUAUGCGCAUACACACACAUACAGAUAUUUAUGCAAUCAAUGAUGAACUAAACUGUCAGAAUUUGUAUUAAAUUGUCUAGAAACAUCAUUUAACCCACAAUUAUUUUGACAUCUUAUAACUUAUUGUUAUCCAUCUAUUUCCACUAUUGUAUAUUCUCUAUCUUUAUAACCAAAUGAUGUCAAAGAAUACAAAAUGAAAAUUUGUUACAUAGCUAAAAGUAAGAGAUUGACAAUGUAACUGUUUUACUGGAUAAUGGCACAAUACAUGGUAUGAUGUGAAUCUUUGUUUUUAACUUGGAAGGUUUAAGUUAAUAUGACAUGUUUGUAUCACUUAGCUGGAAAGAUUAGUGCACUUUGACAAGUGUCUCCAUAAAAUUGCAACUAGCAAUGGUAACAAUCAUAUCUUAAGAGCAGUAAUGCCAGGAUAUUUCUCCAUCAAAAUUGAAAUCAUUUUGGACAGAUCCCAUUUAAUUUUGGAUAGAUUGAAUAUUGCCUAAAUUAGAAAAUUACUUUAAUUCAGCAGUAACUGCUACUAAUUAAGUAGUCUUGCACAAAGACUUCAUAAAUAAAGAGCGUAUGGAUAAUUACAGUGUUUUGGUAGUGUGGUUAAAGGCUGUUUUCGUAAGAUAGUUGAUGAACAUCAUCAAGACUAUGAUGCACUGCACUGCAUCUUAUCUAUAUCAUUACCUGACCUGGGAGGCUUUAAGCUGUCACAGGGCAUGAAAUAGAAAAAUGAUUUUCCUUGAGCACUUUCUAAUGAGGACACAUACAUAAGAGCAUUGUUUCUGAGGUUACAGCAUUAUUGAUAGUGAAAAUAAAUUUUGUGUAUCAAAACAAGCCAUUUAAGAUGAUUUAAAUUCAGUCUUUAUAAUGAUUAAGAGAGGACUCCAUCUUUGCACCACCAGAAUGUAAAAAAAAGAUGAUCAUUCUGGCCAUUAUCCUGCCACACAGUAUGAAUGAUGCAGUCAAGCGAAUUGUAAUAUACAUUGUUGUGUAUAAAUGAGGUCAGAAACCAAAAGAUCAUAACCCUUUAUAUUUAAUUGUAUUCAAUAUCAUUUAGCAAAUUUUAUUCAUUCUUAUGCUAAAUACAGUUUUCAUUUCCCUAAGCCAGUAAGAACAUCAUGAAUUGUAUUUCCAGAAGUUUGCAUCAAAAUAUUUGGCCCAAUCUUGUUUUACACACAAACUGCUUAUAUGUGAAAUCAGAAUCACAGCUGGGCACUGAUACCUAUCAUCAUCUAUUCACAUGACCUUAGUCUGAAUUUUGCGAUCAGCGAUAUAGUAACAACUCUCAUCACUGACCUCGAAGAAAGCUUUUCUCAGAGAUCUAAUAAGCCUUUUGGAGUGGUUUCCUUUUUCCAAAUCUGAAUCUGGCACAUUGGCAGUGAUGUCAUCAUGCAGAUGAAGUGGCUUGAGUAAUAAAAUUGAAGAAUCUCCACAGACAACAAAUAAAAUUUCUUUAUACUUCACUUUCAAUUAAAUUUUAUGGGAAUAUGCACAUGGGAUUAGAGUUGAAGCUGGAAUAACAUAAACAGACUUUUGAAAAUGUGAAAAACUAUUACAUUCAACAAAUAUCAAAUUAGUUUUCAAGGCGAGUGAUGCUAUUAAUAAGAAUUGUGAAUUUAGUAUGCCAUUAUAAACCCAGUUACACUACAUUCAAUAAGCUGUAACCUUUAUAAAUCUAAUUUUUAAUCCGAAUUAAUGACACAUGACAAGUAACAUUUGCACCACACAAAUUUCAGGCAAUGGCCAUCUCCAAUAGAGACAACCCCUUA
Molecule: messenger RNA, 6441 nt
Organism: Chiloscyllium plagiosum (whitespotted bambooshark)
Lineage: Eukaryota; Metazoa; Chordata; Chondrichthyes; Orectolobiformes; Hemiscylliidae
Gene: znf804a
Product: zinc finger protein 804A
Cellular component (GO): nucleus
Source: RefSeq, a predicted model, not a curated record